AUAAUAUACACCAGAAAGUGCGAGAGAGGGAGAGGGGAGAGAGAGAGAGAUAAAUAUAUUUUUUUUAGUUUUUUGUUUUUGUUUUUUUUUUGGAAACAUAGAAAUGGCUUCAAGCUAUGGAAAACGAACAUGGUUCCAUGAAUUAGUUGGCAUCAUUUCAUUGCUAUCAAUGAUUGCCUGUUUUUUAAUGUUGGAUCAUAAACCCUGUCAAAUACCGUUGUUGCCUCGUGAAGAAUUAUCUCGUUGGACUACAAAACCAAUAACCGGUACUGAAAUAUCAACAAAAUCAUUACGUGAAAAAAAUCAAACAUUAAUUGCUGAACAGAUGGAAUUAUUUAUUGAAAAUUAUUAUGAUUCAUUACAAAUAUUUCAGAUUAUAAUUGGUUGUUGGUCGAUUAUUAUUAUGUUAUUUGGUAUAAUUAAUAUUGUGCCCAAACAUGAAGAUUUUAAAGUGAUGACUAUUUUGCUCAUGGUAUUAAUUAUGGGAUUUGCAGCCCUAUUUGCCUUUUAUACAGCAUUUAUAGCAUUCCAUAAACCAUGCCGUGCAUUGACAACAACAACAACAACCUCUUCAACUUCAACUACCAGUACAACAAUAAAACAUCAACAAGAAAUAAUUCCAAUGACACGUGCUAAUUUACGACAAUUACGUUAUUAUUAUAGCCAACAAUUAUUACAACAACAAAAUAACAGUAACCAUAAUCAACAACAACAACAAGGCCUUAAAUCAAUGAUAUUAAAUACAAUUAAUAACAAUAAUAAUAAUGUAAAUAAUCAACAACAACAACAACAACAGAAAAAUAAAUUUUUAACAACAAUAUUAUCAAAAUUUUGGUUCAAUAAUAAUAAUAAUAAUAAUAAUUCAAAUCAAACAAAUAUUAUACAAUUACCAUCAUCACCGGAUCAAUUAAUUUAUAUGUUAGAAUUUCGUUCAAUAAAAGAUAAACGUCCUGUUAAUGUUUUUGAAGAUGAAGAUGAUACAAUGAUACGUAUAACAUUAAUUAAUUCAUUGGUUGGUUUUAUAUUAUUAUGUUCAGAUUUUUUAUUCUUUUUUGAUUCAAGACAACAUAUGAUUGAAUGGCGUAAUUAAUUGAAGAAGAAGACAAAAAAAAAAAUGUCUCUUCCUCUGA
Dermatophagoides pteronyssinus (European house dust mite) is the source of this 1130-nucleotide messenger RNA. RefSeq lists its product as uncharacterized. Lineage: Eukaryota; Metazoa; Arthropoda; Arachnida; Sarcoptiformes; Pyroglyphidae. The record is from RefSeq and is a predicted model, not a curated record.